Messenger RNA from Gorilla gorilla gorilla (western lowland gorilla), 495 nucleotides. RefSeq names its product small ribosomal subunit protein uS9-like. Gene Ontology annotation, cellular component: cytosolic small ribosomal subunit; ribosome. Bases 16 to 444 code for a protein of 142 amino acids. The record is from RefSeq and is a predicted model, not a curated record. NCBI's taxonomy places the organism in Eukaryota, Metazoa, Chordata, Mammalia, Primates, Hominidae. Gene Ontology annotation, molecular function: structural constituent of ribosome; RNA binding. The transcript has a single exon. Gene Ontology annotation, biological process: translation; maturation of SSU-rRNA from tricistronic rRNA transcript (SSU-rRNA, 5.8S rRNA, LSU-rRNA).
UCCACGCCCGCAGCCAUGCCAUCCAAGGGCCCGCUGCAGUCGGUGCAGGUCUUCGGACGCAAGAAGACAGCCACAGCUGUGGCGCACUGCAAAUGCGGCAAUGGUCUCAUCAAGGUGAACGGGUGGCCCCUGGAGAUGACUGAGCCGCGCAUGCUACAAUACAAGCUGCUGGAGCCAGUUCUGCUUCUCGGCAAGGAGCGGUUUGCUGGUGUCCGUAUGAAGGGUGGUGGUCACGUGGCCCAGAUUUAUGCUAUCCAUCAGUCCAUCUCCAAAGCCCUGGUGGCCUACUACCAGAAAUAUGUGGAUGAGGCUUCCAAGAAGGAGAUCAAAGACAUCCUCAUCCAGUAUGACCAGACCCUGCUGGUAGCUGAUCCUCGUUGCCGCGAGCCCAAAAUGUUUGGAGGCCCUGGUGCCCAUGCUCGCUACCAGAAAUCCUACCGAUAAGCCCAUCAUGACUAUCAAAAUUCACCUGUAUAAUAAACAGUUUUUGAGGGA